AUAUAUGUACCUAAAGACCUAAGCAACUGUACGCACGUCUGGAUAAGAUGUGACAAAAUAAAAGCACCACUCAAUCCUCCAUUUGAAGGUCCUUUCAAAGUCGUCUCAAGAAAAUCUAAAUAUUUCGUGAUAGAAAAACAUGGAAACAUCGACACAGUAAGUAUUGAUAGGCUAAAGCCGGCUUAUCUAGAUCAUGAACCACCAUACGUGUUGUUAGAUCGUCUAAAUGACAAAUCCAUUACGGAAUAGAAAUGUAAGAAUGAAAAAUCUUUACAAAUGACCAAAACGGUUCGCUGGGCACAUCCGAUUAGUCAGUCAAGGAUGUUGACAGUUUCGGCUGCAGGAUAGAAUCUAACCACGUAGCUAAUCAGACCCUGCAUCUACUUAAAAAAUUUUUUUCCUCAUUCCGCCUCAUCUACAACUCCCCAGACCUUUUACCUUUGAUAUAUAAGUGUUAUGUUAAAUAUUUUUUUAAAUACUGGACACAUAAGCCAGGUAUUCCGAAACGAUGGCUGAGGAUUUUAAUCAAACUCAUACAACUAACACUGGCAAAUACAACGAAUUCAAAGAGCAACCCAGGCGAGCUUUAUAAUUUCUUUUUCUGGUUAAUUAAAUAUGUUGGCUUUACUUUUUAUAUAUCUAUAUACAUUUUUCACACAGACUGGCCACAAUUACUUAAGAAGCACUGAUUGGAGAACUUUCUUUACCUCAAACAAUACCGACACAUUAAUCAAUAUAUUUUAUCACAACAUCAAAAGUAUCAUCAACAACAUCGCACCUUUAGAAUACUGUAAACCUACGUUCUCCAAAGAUCUCUAUAUACCGGUCAGUACAAGAAGACGUCUUCAAAGACAUUGUACUCGAUUCCACAACUUAAAUGACUUUUCCUCUUUAGUAACGAUGACAGAAAUACUUGUCCGAACAGAGGCAAUAAGUAAACAAAAAGCAGUAGCACAGGAAAAACGUGCAGUUGAACUUAGUAAUAACUCCUCUGCACUCACCAUACUACUCCAAAAUAAACUUAAACGCUCUAAAUCGAGAGGGAGUAUAUUCAUUAAAGGCAAACAAGUAUACGAAGAUCCCAAACUUAUCACAGAAUUAUUUAGUGAACAUUUUUGUUUCUCACUAACUAACGAAAAACCAUUUAAUGAUUCAGAACCAAUCCCAGUAACUCCCUGUGAAAUUACAAAUGUAGAAUUCAGUGUACAAAAUAUCUCCAAGGCAAUCAGUACAUUGAAACACUCCUACACUGAUGGACCAGAUGGUAUCCCAUCUAGCAUGCUAAAACGUGGAGGUGAUGAUAUGUGUGUUUUGCUUCUCAAACUAUUCGCGAUAUCACUCUCUUCAGCGUGUUACCCUACUGCCUGGAAAACUACACAUAUCAUUCCCAAAAUUAAAACAGGACCUGAAGCAAACGUUGAAAAUUACCGGCCUAUAAACAUAACUUCAGUGGUAUCCAGAGUGAUGGAAAAAGUAGUUAAGGCGGCUGUAGUCCAACAUCUACUAACUAAUAAUCUCAUCUCGACCUCCCAGCAUGGAUUUCUUAGGUCCAGAUCAUGCGAUACAUGCCUAGUAGACUACCUGAAUGAUAUAACUCUGAAACGAGACAGCGGACUCCUUGUAUCAGUCCUAUUCCUUGACUUUAAGAAAGCCUUUGAUAAGGUCCCACACAAAAGGCUACUCGUCAAACUAAAGUCCUUCGGAAUACACAACCCACUGUACUCAUGGUUUGCUUCGUUCUUAACAGAACGUAAACAGAUGGUAAAGUACAAUGACUGUCUCUCGUCCCCUAGACCAAUCACCAGUGGAGUCAUCCAGGGAAGCGUAUUAGGUCCACUUUUGUUUCUUAUGUAUAUAAACGAUAUAUGUAACACCAUAGAAUUUGGGAAACCAUACUUAUAUGCUGAUGAUCUCAAAAUAGUAUACAGCUAUAAGCCUGAGACACUAAGCGAAAGUGUAUCCCAGAUCCAAAAGGACCUCAAUAACUUAACUAUAUGGAGUGAAAAAUGGCAAUUACCAUUUAACCUCAACAAGUGCGGGAUCAUGCACUUUGGAAAGCAUCCCUAUAAACCGCGACUUCACUUAAAUGAAUGUAGAGUCCAAACAUUCGAAUCAGUACACGAUUUAGGAAUUAAUUACACAGGAAGCCUAAACUUUGAAGAACAUGCCUCCUAUAUUAUUUCUAAAUCUAGACGGCUAAUUGGUUUUAUAAUGAAAAACUUUUUCACAACAGAGGGUAAACUUACUCUCUACAAAAUAUGUGUACGACCCUCCCUUGAAUACUGCUCUUUUGUCUUCUCUAAUAUGAAUAUCGCAGACAAGAUAAGAGUAGAAGAAGUUCAAAGACGUUUCACACGUCAACUACUAGGAUGUAACUCGAAUCUCGAUUACACAGAAAGAUGUAAGCAUCUAUCUUUAGAACCUUUAUGGCACCGUAGGCUAAAAAACAAUUUAAUAUUUCUCUACAAAGCGAUAUAUGGGCUCUCCUUUCUAACCUCCUGCCCGACUAUCACCCACGACCCAGCCUAUAGACUUAGAAACAACGCAUAUACACUACUUACCGUAAAACACCAAAAACAAAUGCGUUGUAAGUUUUUUACAGUACGGUACAGUUUAUUGUGGAACAGGCUGCCAAUGCCUAUCCGUAACUGUGAUACGUUUACCAGAUUCAAAAAGCUAAUAACCCUAUUUCUAGACUCCAAAGAGCUUCAACAUUUCCUUGAACUCCCGCCCACCAAGGAGGCACUUUAUUACGGACCGCCUAGUGUCUAGAAAGAACAAAAUUAUAACACGUUCGACUGUUACUAAUAUGAAUAUAACCAAAUCACAGAAUAUAUGGGCUAUCCUUUCCUAUUAUUCAUUGUUUAUUAAUCAUGACUUCAUGCUCCUAACCCUAGCUUUCAGUCCCCAAAUCUCUACAGGUUAAAUGUACAUUAUUCUUCCUAAAAGUCAUGCUUUUUUUUUCUACUGCAAUUAGACAGAUAGCUCAACCUUAUGGAUGCUGAUCUACUAAGGCCGAUCAUACAAAGCUCAAAAUUUGGCCACAAAGUCUUCCCCCUUGAGAUAUGGAACGAAUGACUUCAUCCUGCACCAUCCUUAAAGCCUUGGAUAUUCCAAAGGGACAUAAGGUUGCGAUUUCUAGAAGCUCAUACCUUCAAUGGACCUAUCCUUGACCACCAGUCGCACAUUUGCAACGCAACUUUCAUGAAGCGCGCUAACUGUAGAACUGCUUAAAACCAUCUACAUUCAUAUCUCAUAAAUUAUCAACCCAGCUAUGUAAUUUACUACAGUGAAUAUUGUAUCAUUUGUAUCAAUUUGAUCUUGCCUGUAAACUGGCAUGCCUCAUGUAACAAACUGUUAUUUGAGAAUAAAUCAUUAUUACUAUUAUUAUA
Schistosoma mattheei is the source of this 3392-nucleotide messenger RNA. The record is from the annotation of a GenBank genome assembly. NCBI's taxonomy places the organism in Eukaryota, Metazoa, Platyhelminthes, Trematoda, Strigeidida, Schistosomatidae.